Moesziomyces antarcticus is the source of this 2577-nucleotide messenger RNA. RefSeq names its product malate dehydrogenase (NADP+), variant. Gene Ontology annotation, biological process: malate metabolic process; pyruvate metabolic process. Gene Ontology annotation, molecular function: NAD binding; malate dehydrogenase (decarboxylating) (NAD+) activity. Bases 1 to 2577 code for a protein of 858 amino acids. Gene Ontology annotation, cellular component: mitochondrion. The record is from RefSeq and is a predicted model, not a curated record. Lineage: Eukaryota; Fungi; Basidiomycota; Ustilaginomycetes; Ustilaginales; Ustilaginaceae. The transcript is spliced from 4 exons.
AUGGCUUGCACUGGAGCUGUCAGCGCCCGCCGGUGCGCUCAGGCCAUCUGCCUCCGCCGCGAGCUCCUCCAUGCAGCCAUCCCUUCGGGAAUUGCCUGUCCAGCCGUAGCCUUCAAUCUGCUGACCACCUGCGACUUCAAAGCUUCCAUCUUUGUGGCCUUGAUCUGUGUCUUCGUCUGCACAUUCGCCCCUCAGCUCUUCCUCGAUCCUUGCUCACAGGCUGAACCUGUAACGCUCGAUAAAAUCUCGCUAUUGACCAAGAUGGCUCCCUCUGUGUCCGACGUGCGGCCCAGCGCCACUUCUGCACCGGUCAGCAAGCUUGCUCAGACCACCCCGGACGACAAGACGACCGAAGACCCGCGCGACGACAACCUCCGUCGCGCCAUUGCAUCUCACACUUUUGGCGGUGCUGCCAACCUGCGAGACGUCUUUACCAACCAAGCACCCGGCAUGGCCCUUGCGCAGUCGUAUUCGUGCCCGGCAUCCCAAAAGAACUCUGCUCUGGCACGUCCCCAAGCUGCAUGUCGGAAGCAAACAUUUGCGCCGACGGUCGGAAGUUGGCUCGGAGGCGGGCCCAACAAGGGCGCGCUUUUCGAGGUUAUCUCUCCCCUCUUUCUCGAGGCUCGAGAUGAGCCGGCUAGCUCUUCCGCUUUACCGGCUUGCCUCUUGCUAUCCACCCACACCAUCCUUGUUCAUAGAAUGCUUUCGUCGCCAUCUCGUUCCCUAAGUCGUGGCCUGCGCCGCGCCGCGGCCCAGCGCAGUCAUGCCGAGGCCAGAGGGGGCCCAUCCGUACCGCGACCGACAGCAUCGACCUCGUACCGUUCCACGUCCCCAAGACGCUCGUCUCCGGCUUCCGCAGUCUCGUUCUCCACGUCACCAUCUCGCUCAGAUCGUCUCGCUGACCAUCGCAUCAUCUCGGAUCCGUUCCCAAAUCAAGACACCGGCUUUUCCUACGAGAAGCGCGACCAGCUGGGCCUGCGCGGCCUCCUUCCUCCGGCCAAGCAGAGCCUCAAUACCCAGGUCCUCCGCGUUCUGCACCAGCUCCGCAGCAAGUCCACACCGCUCGAGAAGCACGUGAUGCUCGCCUCGCUGCGACAGACCAACACUCGUCUCUAUUACGCCACCAUCCUGGCCAACAAGGAGGAGAUCCUCCCUCUCAUCUACACGCCCACCGUCGGAGAGGCGUGCCAGAAGUUUUCGCACAUCUACCGCCGUCCCGAGGGCCUGUCGAUCUCGCUCGAGGACAAGGGCAAGAUCGCCAGCAUUGUCGAGAACUGGCCCGUGCCUGCGGGUGCGCCGCGCAUUGCUGUCGUCACCGACGGCUCGCGCAUCCUCGGUCUCGGCGACCUCGGAUGGAACGGCCAGGGCAUCUCGAUCGGCAAGCUCUCGCUCUACGUCGCCGGUGCCGGUAUCCAUCCAAGAGCCACCCUGCCCAUCGUGGUCGACCUCGGCACGAACAACAAGAAGAUGCUCGAGGACCCGCUCUACCUCGGCCUGCGCCGCGAGCGCGCUUCGACCGAGGAGUACAUCGAGUUCAUGGACGAGGUCAUGGAUGCCCUUCACACCAAGUACCCCAACCUCAUCAUCCAGUUCGAGGACUUCACGUCCGAGAACGCCUUCCGCUUCCUUGAGCGCUACCAGGACAAGUACCCCAUGUUCAACGACGACAUCCAGGGUACUGGUAGCGUCAUUCUCGCCGGUUUCACCAACGCCGCGCGCAUUGCAUCCAAGGAGAGCGGCCGUCCUCUGCACGACCACUGCAUCCUGAUGGCUGGCGCCGGCUCGGCUGCCGUCGGCGUGGGCAAGCAGCUCAUGUCGUUCUUUACGCGCCAGGGCCUGUCCGAGGACGAGGCGCGCUCGCGCAUCUACAUCACCGACUCCAAGGGUCUGGUGACUGCCGACCGCGGCGACAAGCUGCCGGAGCACAAGGUCUUCUUCGCGCGCGACGACAACGCGGGCAGGCAGAUCAAGGACCUCGCCGAGAUUAUCGACUAUGUCAAGCCGACGGCGAUCCUGGGUCUGUCGACGGUCAAGGGCACGUUUGACGAGACGGUGAUCCGCAAGAUGGCUACGCUCAACAAGAGGCCCAUCAUCUUCCCGCUGUCGAACCCGACGGACAACUCGGAGUGCACGUUCGAGGAGGCGGUCAAGUUCACCGAAGGCCGCGUGCUGUUUGCUGCCGGCUCGCCGUUCCCCGAGAUUGAGGCGGGCCAGUCGCCGACGGGCAAGCGCAUGAUUCCGGGCCAGGGCAACAACUUCCUGGUCUUCCCCGGUAUCGGUCUGUGCGCUGCCCUGUGCAAGGCAUCGCGCGUGACCAACGAGAUGAUCACCGAGUCGGCGCUCGCGCUCUCGGAUGCGCUCAACGACGAGGAGCGUGCCGAGGGCAGACUGUACCCGAACACGGAGCGCAUCCGUGAGAUCUCGCGCGACAUUGCCGUGCGCUGCAUCCAGAUGGCCAACAAGCAGGGCGUCACGCGCGACAACGGCAAGACCGCCGCCAUGGACGAGGAGCAGCUCCGCGACUGGGUCCAGGGCGAGAUGUGGACCCCCGUCUACGGCACCCACGAAGACGCCUAG